CCAGAGGAGGGGGAGCGUCCCCUGGGCUCGGUGUGGGAGAGUCCACGCGGCCCGCGGAGCCCUCCUCGGGUUCCAGCCGUCCGGGGGCGGAGCCGCGAAAAGACUACAGCCCUCACGCCCAGCUGCGGCCCGCGUUUGGCGGCAGAAAUGGUGUGCGGGUCUAAGUGUCGCGGCGGCACACUCGCGGCGAGAAUCAGGAGGAGGAGACUGCAAGGAUAGGCCCAGGAGCAAUGGCGUCCAAACAAGAGAAAGCAGUAAAAAAUCUCAACAUGGAAAAUGCCAUCCAGGAAAACAAAAAAAAGAAUGAAAAGGAGCAAGUUGCAAAUAAAGGAGAGCCCUUGGCCAUCCCUUUGGAAGCUGGUGAAUAUUGUGUGCCUAGAGUAAAUCGUAGGUGGUUCCGUGUUAGGCAGCCCAUCCUGCAGUAUAGAUGGGACGUGAUUCAGAGGCUUGGAGAGCCACAGGCCAGGAUGAGAGAAGAGAAUAUGGAAAGGAUUGGGGAGGAGGUGAGACAGCUGAUGGAAAAGCUGAGGGAAAAACAAUUCAGUUAUAGUCUGCGGGCAGUUAGCACUGACCCCCCUCACCAUGACCGUCAUGAUGAGUUUUGCCUUAUGCCUUGAAUCCUGAUGUUGUCUCUGAAGUUAAUAGGAAGACACACCUGCUUCCUAAACUUACAUGUUCUCAAUGUUCCUUUGUUGUAAACCUUUUGGUGUUAACAUGUCUCUUGUGAGUCUCCUAUGACUGCUUCUGAUUGAAUAUUGUAUUUUGACCCAAUGUGUAAGAUUCUGUCAGCUGGGGAGUUUUACCCUAUUGCAUGGCAAGAUGCUCAUUAUCUAUUGUGAAGUUAAUAAAGCAGUUUAAAAAGAUA
Molecule: messenger RNA, 865 nt
Organism: Hyaena hyaena (striped hyena)
Lineage: Eukaryota; Metazoa; Chordata; Mammalia; Carnivora; Hyaenidae
Product: protein BEX1-like
Exons: 3
Coding region: 231-617 (128 amino acids)
Biological process (GO): signal transduction
Cellular component (GO): cytoplasm; nucleus
Molecular function (GO): signaling receptor binding
Source: RefSeq, a predicted model, not a curated record